AUGAUUCUGCCAGCACUGAUUUGUCUCUUUCACCUGGCCAACGCCGAUGUGCCAUGGUGGAAGUCAAACAUACUGUACCAAGUGUACCCGAGGUCCUUUGGCGACUCGGACGGCGAUGGAAACGGUGAUAUAAAAGGGAUCAUCAGCCAUGUUCCAUAUCUUCAUGACAUUGGCAUUGGUACCAUCUGGCUCUCUCCUAUAUACGAUUCUCCUUGGAAAGACAUGGGUUACGACAUAUCUGACUACCGUAAAGUAAAUCCUAUCUAUGGUACCGUUGCUGAUCUGGAGAAUCUCAUAAAAGAGCUUCACAAUUACGGAAUGAAAUUAUUUUUGGACCUGGUGCCGAACCACACCAGCGACGAGCACCCUUGGUUCAACGCCUCCAGGUACAGGCAGGACGGCAAAGAUGAUUAUUAUGUGUGGAAAAACCCCAAAGGUUGGGACGGUGCUACACCCUUACCGCCAAGCAAUUGGAUGAGCAUAUUUGGAGGCAGUGCAUGGACCUACGAUAAUGUUAGAAAGCAGUUUUAUCUCCACCAAUUUGGAGACUAUCAACCUGAUCUAAAUUACAGAAACAAAGAAGUUGUGUACGAAAUGCAGCAAAUUAUGAAAUAUUGGUUUGACAAAGGACUUGAUGGAUUCCGGGUCGAUGCCAUCCCCUUCUUGGUCGAAGAUGCAGAGUUAAGAGAUGAAGAAAUAUACCCGGAUUGCCAUCAAAAGAUAGUAGCCAAUUGCGUGAAUCACAUUUACACUGAGAAUCGGCCUGAAACUUACGAAGUGAUGAGGGAAUUCGAUGAUUUUCUUAAACAAUAUGACGGCACUAACCCGAAGUAUUUAUUUCUCGAAGCCUACGCAUCUUUAGAACAGACAGUCAAAUAUAAUCAGCCACACUCUUCUCCGUUCAAUUUCGAAUUGAUCCAAAAGUUCAGAAAGGAAUCGAAUGCAACUGAACUCAAAAACAUAAUUGAUACUUACAUGGCAACUCUGAAUAAUGAUACUUGGCCAAACUGGGUGAUCGGUAACCACGACAACUCGAGGAUCGGGAGCAGGAUGGGCACGGAGAUGGUGGACGCCUUCAACAUGAUGAUCCUGAUGUUGCCAGGGGCCUCGGUUACCUACAACGGCGAGGAAAUCGGAAUGCUGGACACCUUCGUCAGGAAGGACAGGUUGGUGGACACAACUGGCAGGGACCCUGAGAGGACUCCUAUGCAAUGGAACACCAAGAAAAACGCAGGUUUUUCAAAUGCAUCGACGACUUGGCUGCCAGUAAAUCCCAACUAUUACAAAAUCAACGUCGAAACUGAAUCUAAAUCUGAUAACAGCCAUUUAAAUAAAUACAAAAGGCUCGUUCAAGCAAGAAGUAAUUUUAUACAGUCCAAGGAUCUACAAACAGUAACCUUCGGAGACUGGGUUUUUGCAUUCAAAAGGAAAACUGGAAACCACGAAUACUAUGUUAUCAUAAAUUUAAAUGACAUCGAGGAAUCAGUUGAUUUGAAGUCAAAGUUCGACAAGUUGCCUGGAACCCUGUACGUUCACACACCAUCGCAAAACGCUCUGUACAAUAUCGGAGAUAAAAUUGAUACAUCAUCCAAGGUAACCAUUUACCCGAGAUCGGCCUUAGGAUUGUCGGCUGCUUCUUCUAUCAACCUUGCAGUUUCACUUGGUUUGCUAAUUGGAGCACUUUGGUUGUUCAUCUUUUCCAAUCGCCAUCUUGUUUGA
Nezara viridula (southern green stink bug) is the source of this 1719-nucleotide messenger RNA. The record is from the annotation of a GenBank genome assembly. NCBI's taxonomy places the organism in Eukaryota, Metazoa, Arthropoda, Insecta, Hemiptera, Pentatomidae.